UGGGACAUGAAGAUUGAUAUGACAAAUGUGUACACAUCACAUUGAGGAUGCACAUGUCGAAUAAAUUCAUGUUGUACGGCGGUGAUGGGGCUUUUGCUGAUAGGCAAAAGAAAUUGUUUGAUCAGUUGUCAAUUGCUGAAAAAGAAUGCAACAGGGGAAGAAAUAUUGAGAAUAGCAUUGUGCCAAUGGAUAUUCAACCUAUAAAUGCAGAUGAACAUCAUCCUCCUCGGAUGGGUAGAAAACGUAAGAGUGAAACAAGGCAGUUUCGUGGUAAGGAAAGCAUCUUCAAAAGGCCAGAAGGCCCGGCACCCUGCAAUAAAUCUCGCAGCAUUCCGGAUCACCACAGAAAUCCUCAUAAAUGGGUGAAGUACAGCUUGGAUGAUGUUUCCAGUGACGAUAUGACUGAUUGUAGCAACGCUAGGACUGCCUUUGCUUUUCUUAAAGAGCUAAAGGCUCGUAAAGCUAAAGAAGACCUGGAAAGUAAGAGGUGCUCAGACUUGUCAAUGGACUGCAGCGAUAAAGAUGACCCUGCUGGUUCCCAAGUCAUAAGCUUCAAAAAACCGAAACAAAUGACGAGCAUUCAAUACCAAAAGCCAGAUAAAUUUGACCGAAGGAAUCGCAAUCCUAGUGAUGCGGCAGUAAUUGUUGAACAUGAGGAAAAGCCAAUGUUUCGUAGUAGUAAGGUUGUUAUGCCAGAAUAUGUUGUUGGUCAGAAACAGAAGAAGAAGGACAAAGAGAAGCGAGCAGCUGUGAAGGUGAAAGUUGAUCGUACCAAGGAAUUGAAAUUAAAACAUUUGCACGAAUUUGAUGAGGAGGAUGAUCAAAUCUGAGAUUAUUUUUGCAAUGAAUUAUAUUUAUACCUAUUGUUUGAUAUCUGUCAAAUUCUUAAAAUAUAAAGAUAUUACCCAAUGUACUAGUUAUAUACUUUCAAUUAGUAAAACUAUUUAGUCUUGAUUUAAGGUAAAAAAAAUUCUUUCAGAGAUUCACAAAAUCAUACUUUCAAUUUUGAA
Diprion similis is the source of this 1010-nucleotide messenger RNA. RefSeq names its product protein TSSC4. The coding region runs from base 48 to 830 and encodes 260 amino acids. The transcript is spliced from 3 exons. The record is from RefSeq and is a predicted model, not a curated record. NCBI's taxonomy places the organism in Eukaryota, Metazoa, Arthropoda, Insecta, Hymenoptera, Diprionidae.